CAGAAUGUCAUAGUUUAAGAUGUACAUGUAAACUAUAGGGGAAGUGAAACGCCCCCAGUGCCCGCAGUCAUCGGUGUAUGGGUGUCUGUUAGUUUGGGGUCAAUAACUGUUUGAAUGAAUUCAUGAUACAGUACAUAGUAAAAACCCAGACGUUCCUACGGGUAAAAUGUCACUUCGUACCAGGACAGGAUUCUACCGCCAAGAUAUAAAUAAAACAGUUUGGAAUGUUCCGGAAAGAUAUCGAGAUCUAGUCCAAGUGGGCACAGGAGCGUAUGGAACGGUUUGCUCUGCCACGGACCGAAAAACAGGUUUACAGGUGGCCAUUAAGAAACUCCACCGUCCAUUCCAGACUCGACUCUUUGCUAAGCGAGCUUACAGAGAGCUGAGACUGCUCAAGCACAUGAAGCAUGAAAAUGUGAUAGGGCUGUUUGAUGUCUUCACUGCUGAAAUAUCUCUGGACAGGUUUCAGGACUUUUACUUGGUAAUGCCAUUCAUGGGUACAGACCUUGGGAAACUGAUGAAGAUGGAAAAAUUAUCUGAAGACAGGGUGCAAUUUCUGGUGUAUCAAAUACUGAGGGGGCUGAAGUAUAUUCAUUCUUCUGGGAUCAUUCACAGAGAUCUCAAACCAGGAAAUCUGGCUGUGAACCAAAACUGUGAGCUAAAGAUUCUAGAUUUUGGGCUGGCCAGGCAAGCAGACUCUGAGAUGACGGGUUAUGUGGUGACUCGGUGGUACAGAGCACCUGAGGUCAUACUUAACUGGAUGCACUAUUCACAGACAGUUGAUAUCUGGUCUGUUGGCUGUAUCAUGGCAGAGAUGCUUCUUGGGAGGCCACUCUUUAAAGGAAAUGAUCAUCUGGACCAGCUUAGAGAAAUAAUGAAAAUUACAGGGACACCGUCACAGGAUUUCAUCAUGAAGCUACAGAGUCAGGAUGCUAAAAACUACAUUAGAAGUCUUCCAAAAGUGCCAAAGAAAGACUUGCACUCGAUUUUCUUUAAAGCCAGCCCGGAUGUGGUGAGUGCUAUGGAAAAGAUGCUCGUGCUGGACCCUGACAGGCGUGUCAGUGCCACCAUGGCGCUGGAGCUCUCAAUGUUCUUUGAAUUCCGAGAGCCUGAAGAAGAGAUGGAGGCAAUGCCCUAUGACCACUCCAUAGACAAUGCAGACCUUCCUCUGGAGCAGUGGAAACGUCACACCUUUACAGAGAUCCUCUCCUUCCAGCCCCCCUUCAUAGAGCCAAGAGAUUCCAAAGGGACAUCUGUUUGAAUGAACACACAC
Messenger RNA from Electrophorus electricus (electric eel), 1273 nucleotides. RefSeq names its product mitogen-activated protein kinase 12b (gene mapk12b). Gene Ontology annotation, biological process: protein phosphorylation. Lineage: Eukaryota; Metazoa; Chordata; Actinopteri; Gymnotiformes; Gymnotidae. The record is from RefSeq and is a predicted model, not a curated record. Gene Ontology annotation, molecular function: ATP binding; MAP kinase activity.